AUGAUCGCCUUGAUGUCGCACUGGCUGUUGACGCGGAUGGGCUUCACGUUGGGGGCGAGGAUCUGCCCUGGGCCACGGCACGUCGGUUGCUGGGCCCUACGAGGAGGGCCGGAGCGCGGCAACAGUGCGGCAACUCAUUUCUUGUUUCCCAUUGUUGCUACAUGCUGUUUGUAUUGUUUGUGCCUUUUUCGGCUUCGUGUGUUGCUGGAUUUGUUUCUAUUGCUGUUUCUAUUGCUGGCUGUGCCAUCAAUGCCAAGUUCCUUCGUCCUGCCACUUUUUGUGAACAAGACACGUCUGGCUCAGUGCCAUUGGCUCGAGCCUGGAGAUCGGUCUGCAAGGCCCUGA
Molecule: messenger RNA, 345 nt
Organism: Symbiodinium necroappetens
Lineage: Eukaryota; Dinophyceae; Suessiales; Symbiodiniaceae
Source: the annotation of a GenBank genome assembly